AUGCGUUCUUUCUCUCCCCCAAAUUCUGCUUCUUGGGCUCUCUUUCAGCAAUGGAAAGGAGCGGCUGGUUCCACCCACCAUCCUAACCCUUCCAACGCCACAGAGACUAUGAUAGCCAAGCUCCGAGAAUUGGUUACUUUCCUCCCCCUCAUGGACCUCAGGUUUGCGAAAACCUCCAUGACAGACAACACAUGGUUUAUGAGCUCUCUCAACGACACCCAUGAGGAAAACGAACCCGAGUACCUAUAUUUCCCUUCAGAGGCAUCCAAGGGACGGGUUCUAUGCAUCAAGGGACAUGACAUUAAGGAUGGUACAAAGGACUCAUAUGCUUUGGCAUGGCCAGAAAGUCUUCCAGACUCGGCCACUCUUGUGGAAGGCCUAAUCUUUGUCUCAGACACCUACUACAGCUACCAAAAUUUGUGGCAUGGAUUGUGUGCCACAGCCCCGUUUGUCCGAUGGUCGAUGAAGAAUGGUUGCUUAAAGCCUUCGAGAUGGGUACUGUUCCACUGGGGAGAGUUCAGAGUGCAAAUGGGAUCAUGGCUUCAGCAUCUCAUGCAAGCGAGUUUUGGAGAAGUUAGGAUUGAAGGGUUUGAUAGAGGAGAUGAGCCUUACUGUUUCGAGAAAGCCGUCGUGAUGAGGCAUGAUAUUGCAGAGAUGGGGAAGGACAACAAACUGAAGGUUUUCGAUUUGUUGCGAUGCAAGGCAAGGGAUUUUUGUGGCUUGACCCCAGCAGGCAGAGGAAAAGAGGUCAAUGAAAGAGGGGUACCAAUUAUAAGAUUAACUUUGCUAAUGAGAAGUGGUUCAAGGUCAUUCAAGAAUGCAGCAGCUGUUAAAAGGUAUUUUUGA
Ilex paraguariensis (yerba mate) is the source of this 846-nucleotide messenger RNA. NCBI's taxonomy places the organism in Eukaryota, Viridiplantae, Streptophyta, Magnoliopsida, Aquifoliales, Aquifoliaceae. The record is from the annotation of a GenBank genome assembly.